Messenger RNA from Vavraia culicis subsp. floridensis, 468 nucleotides. RefSeq lists its product as uncharacterized. Bases 1 to 288 code for a protein of 95 amino acids. Lineage: Eukaryota; Fungi; Microsporidia; Pleistophoridae. Gene Ontology annotation, cellular component: histone acetyltransferase complex. The transcript has a single exon. The record is from RefSeq and is a predicted model, not a curated record.
AUGGCAAAAAUUCACAAACCGAAACCAAAAUUAUCUAAAGCUGCUCUUACAACUCUGCAAAAACAACUGUCUACUCUUUUGGAGAGGCAGAAACAACUCAUGAAAAGAAAAAAUGAGUUGGAAAAUGAGAUAUAUAAGUAUGAAACGGAGUAUCUGGAAAGUGGACAGGGCUAUCCUUUAACGAAUACUUUGGAUUUCUACCUGGGACAAAGACAUGAAAAGAAAAAGUACGUGGUGCAAGCCAAAGACAGGAUUUUUAGCACUUUAUUGCCACGUAUCUACAGGUAGCUUGUGCUUCGUGAGCCUCGUGGUAAAUGGUGAUAUCGCUAAAAUUAGUGUUAGGUGCUAUGAAAAUUAAAAGAGUAAAACGUGCAAUUGGAUUGUUGUUUGACAAGAAUGCGUUCUUUAAUUUUGGUACGAGGAAGUGCUAUUUGCAAUAAAAAAUGUUUGCUAGUUUGAUUGUCCUAA